Molecule: messenger RNA, 606 nt
Organism: Lepidothrix coronata (blue-crowned manakin)
Lineage: Eukaryota; Metazoa; Chordata; Aves; Passeriformes; Pipridae
Gene: TOMM5
Product: translocase of outer mitochondrial membrane 5
Exons: 2
Coding region: 59-214 (51 amino acids)
Cellular component (GO): mitochondrial outer membrane translocase complex
Source: RefSeq, a predicted model, not a curated record
CGGCCGCCCCGGUCACGUGUUGCCGCGGCGCGUGGCCGUGCCGGGAUUUGGGAUCGGGAUGUUCCGCAUCGAGGGGCUCGGGCCCAAGAUGGACCCGGAGGAGCUGCGGCGGAAGAUGCGCCGGGACGUGCUCUCCUCCGUCCGCAACUUCCUCAUCUACGUCGCGCUGCUGCGGAUCACGCCGUUCAUCCUGAAGAAGCUGGACAGUAUCUGAUCCCGCGGACCCGGCCCCGCAGCUGCUCCCCCCGGGCCAGAGGCGGUGCCAGAGGGACACGGACAGCCCGGAAUUCCCAGGAUGUCCCGUCCAGCACGCGCGGCCGCGCAGUCCGAGGAGGGGAAGGUGCCUGUUGUCCCUGCGGGUGAAUCCCGGGCGCAGAGGGGGCCCUGCUGUGAUCCAGCAGCGCUUCGUGCCGAACGUUCCCCGUGCAGUGCGAGCAAAGCCCGUCCCCAUCCCGCGGGACGUGUCCCGUGCUGGCAGGGACACAGCUCCGGGACCGGCUGUGCUGUGCCUGCCCCCCGCACCCCGUCCUGUGUCACACCCAGUUCCCGCCGAGUCCAGCCCAGAGCACUUUGUUUCAAAUAAACGGGAGAGCAGUUGUGUCACGG